AUGGAGCAUCUCGGCGAACUGCGACGGCGGGUGCUGAUCUGCGCCUUGGCGAUAAUAGUCGGUACUGGCGUUUCCUUCGCGUUCUUCGAAGAGAUUAUCGGGUUUCUUGUGCGUCCGUCGGGCUUGGAAACGGGCCCGGGCGGCCAACUGGUAAUCACCGAAGUAACCGAGUUUUUGACCACUGCCUUCAAGGUUUCAGUCUUAUCCGGCUUCGUGCUGGCGCUGCCCAUAGUAAUCUACCAAGUCAUAAUGUUUGUUGCCCCGGGACUUACGCCGCGGGAGCGCCGGGUGCUAUUCGGGUUCCUGCCGUUGGCGCUGCUUGCAUUCGUCGCCGGGAUGGCAUUCGCGUAUUUCGUGCUGACGCCCCCGGCCCUUCACUUCCUGCUGAACUUUGGCCAAGAAGUGGUGACACCCCUAAUCAGGGUGAGCAACAUCGUUAACCUGAUGGUGCGGCUGCUCUUCUGGAUGGGCGUGUCCUUCGAGACACCACUCAUCAUGUUUCUGCUGGCCCAACUGGGCAUCGUGUCGUCGCGGCGCCUGUCGCGGUUCCGCAAAGUCUGGGUGGUGCUGGCUUUCAUACUGGGGGCGUUUAUCACGCCAACUUUCGACCCGAUAAAUCAGACCUUGGUCGCCGUGCCCCUGCUGGCCCUCUACGAGUUCGGAGUGGUGCUGGCCCGCCUGGCCGAGCGCGGCAGGCGCAAGGCGGAGACUGCCAUAGUGCAACAGUAA
Molecule: messenger RNA, 729 nt
Organism: Geodia barretti
Lineage: Eukaryota; Metazoa; Porifera; Demospongiae; Tetractinellida; Geodiidae
Source: the annotation of a GenBank genome assembly